AUGCUCCCGGAAAUCCUACAAAGCACCGUUCGAAAAGCCUUUAACGAUCCGCUUGUCACCUCUAUUGAGGCACGCGCUGAAGCGGUCCUCAAGAUCGAAGGCCGUCCCUACGAUGAGAAGACCAAAGCUCAAUACGUCGACUACAUCUUGCAGUAUCUGACCCGAGGAGGCAAGAUAGCAGCUAUCGAUCGGGCACUUCGCUCGCCCAGCGACUAUCCGCUUUCUAGUUCCACAGAACGGGCCGACCUAGUUGGCGCUGCCGCUGUAGGUAGCCUGGCGGUGGUGAAGGAUCUUCUCGAGGAGAACGAAUCAGACUGGCCCUCAUGGCCAUACUUCCGACAGCAUGCGACCAACGACAACGUCUACAUAGAUCCUCUUCGAGCAGCAGCGUCUAAUGGACACAUCGAAGUCGUACGGCAUCUACUCAAGGCGCUUAAAGACUUCGGAGGUGCAGAAAAGUGGACCGACACUUUCAAGCACAGAUUCCAAUGCAUCCUUACCGCGGCUAUCCAGUCCAAGCACCGCCAAACUAUCCUUGCGUUGGCAGUAGUCGCCAGGAAGAAUGGAGUCUGUGACUCCAGCUUGACUCACAGCACGGGUCUAACCUGUGCUGAAGAAUGGGUCAGGACUGCUGUCAAGACCGGCUGCAUGGAUACUUUUCAAACAACUAUGGCGGUAGUUGGGAGUACUACCCCCAUAUCCGCGAAGAACCUUGUGGCAUAUGCGAUGCUCUUCGCGUGCGAAUACGGCCAAGUGGAUAUCCUUCGUCAUCUCAUCGCCCAUAACCCCACCUGCUUUCAGCGGGAGGGUCCCGUAGCGGGUUCGGACAUAGCCCGUCGGUACAAGACUAGAGUCGAACAGACUUUGGGCCUAUCAUGCAUGCAAACAGCAGCCCAGUACCUCCAACGACGCAUCAUCGAUGUACUCCUCGAACACGGCGUUUCCAUCAACGCAGGCUCUCCAAUCAUACGCGCCAUCGAGUUCGAAAACAUAUCUAUUGUUAAGUACAUGCUCGACCACGGCGCGGAGUACAAUCGGCAUAUACAUAAGGAAUGUCUUAUGCAGCUGGGUCAUGGAGCCAAUAGAAGCUUGAGCGAGUUCAAGGAGACCGACAUGUUGCCUGUUGUUCUCUAUCUCGUGGCUAAACAUAUGGGGAAGCCACGAUACUCGUUUCGGAAGAGCGGGGUGGAACAACGCCUUAUGAGCUUUGUUGAAGACAUUGAGGGUAGCGGGUUUUGGAGGGGAAAGGUUGAGGCGAUACUGGGGAAGGAGAUAUUCAAUGAGCUGAGAUGCGUGGAGUAUCAAAGGUUCGUCAUGAAUGACUCGUGGGAGUGCUAUCGGCGGAGAGUAUAG
Molecule: messenger RNA, 1353 nt
Organism: Alternaria triticimaculans
Lineage: Eukaryota; Fungi; Ascomycota; Dothideomycetes; Pleosporales; Pleosporaceae
Exons: 1
Coding region: 1-1353 (450 amino acids)
Molecular function (GO): protein binding
Source: RefSeq, a predicted model, not a curated record